CCCCGGCCCUCUCCAUUCCGGUGGAUUCAUGCUCAGCUCUCGCCCUCCUCGGUCGCCAUGCAGAACAACCACAAUAAGGAGCAUCUCUAUAAGAUCCUUGUUAUAGGGGACCUUGGGGUCGGCAAGACCAGCAUCAUCAAGCGCUAUGUCCAUCACAACUUCAGCCCCAACUACCGGGCCACCAUCGGGGUGGACUUCGCACUCAAAGUCCUCAACUGGGACCAGGAGACGGUACGCCUGCAGCUGUGGGACAUCGCAGGUCAGGAGAGGUUUGGCAACAUGACCCGUGUGUACUACCGCGAGGCCAUGGGUGCCUUCAUUGUGUGUGACGUCACAAGGCCCGCCUCCUUUGAAGCCGUCACCAAAUGGAAGGAGGACUUGGAUUCCAAACUGACACUUGCCAAUGGGAAACAUGUAGCCACUGUGCUUCUGGCUAAUAAAUGUGACCAGGGCCGGGACGUACUGACCAAUAAUGGAAUAAAGAUGGAGCAGUUCUGCCAGGAGAACGGCUUUGUGGGAUGGUACGAGACGUCCGCUAAGGAAAACAUUAACAUCGACGAGGCGGCUAACUGCCUGGUGAAACACAUCAUUGCCAGUGAGAAUGACAUGCUCCAAACAGAAGUCCCUGACACCAUCACCCCCCAGUUGGAGAAGGACAAAGGCGGGACAUGCUCCUCCUGCUUCAGAUCCCAGUAACAGCCCCUCGACAGUUGGAUGUCCUUUUGUAUCUCAUUUACACACAAAGUCGAGUUUGUCUGUGAGCAGGAGACAGAGGGAGAACUACUUUGGCUGUUGUUGUUGUUUGUUUUUUUGGUAAGCAUGUAUGUGUGCCAGCUCCUCUCCUGUCUGGUGUGGGGUGGGUGAGUGGAUGGCAGACGGGCAGCUGGCUCAAGAAACGGACGCAGAAAGAGAGAUGGAUGCAGCUGUGUGCGCUCGUCAAAGGCAAGGUCACCCUCUGGGUUGACUUCAAGCCCUGACACUGCCACUUCGGUUACCAUGGAGACACAGUUAAUGAACACAUGCACAGAAAGAUUGCAGCAAAUCACAGUCUAUCAGUAUAAAGGUCCGCGGAGGUUACAAACCGUGUCAUCCAUCUCUCUUUCUCCCUCCUCUUGCCCACUCUCUUAUUUGUGUGUGUUUGAGUUUGUCUCUGCCUGUUUCUUCCUCCUCGUCUCCUCAGUUUUUCAUGUCAUUCUGGGCUAAUAAGCAGGCAAAUUUAUAUAACAUUUUCCUCCAGAUAUCCAAAGCAAUUCAAUCUCAGUCCUGAUAACACUACAGCUGCAUUAUUGGCUCUGGUUUCAUUAGAUUUGGUUUCAUUUUAUUUGUCUUGGUUAUUGUCUUUUCCUGUGUGCACGUUGAUUCAAUUACAGUGCGUUUUCUAAUACAAACCAUUUUAUUGAAUGCCUUCCAUAGAUAUAUUCACUACAUUUUUUAUUUAUAAGUGCACUUAAAGGUAUGUACCUUACCUUUCAUCACUGAGGUAGAAUUUCAACACUUUACAUGGAAACAUAGUAAAAAUACUAAGAGAAACGUUGUGCGUGUUAAAUUUGCAAAAAGCAACACUAAAGUCUGUUGUUUCCAUUUUAAUUCAAUGGUUUUAUAUUAACUUUAUAUUCUACUGUUCAAUAUUUGUAAUAUUUGUAAUUAUGGGAUAAAUGCAUAUUUAAAUAUCUAUACAAACAUGUACAUAUUAUAUACAUUACAGUGAGACAGAUAAUAGAGUCAAAGAUGUAUCCAGUUUUCAACAUGUUCAUAUCAAUAAACUAUAGCUUUA
This is a messenger RNA of Centropristis striata (black sea bass), 1774 nucleotides long. RefSeq names its product RAB38a, member RAS oncogene family (gene rab38a). Gene Ontology annotation, cellular component: vesicle; trans-Golgi network; Golgi apparatus. Lineage: Eukaryota; Metazoa; Chordata; Actinopteri; Perciformes; Serranidae. Bases 58 to 696 code for a protein of 212 amino acids. Gene Ontology annotation, molecular function: GTPase activity; GTP binding. Gene Ontology annotation, biological process: vesicle-mediated transport. The transcript is spliced from 3 exons. The record is from RefSeq and is a predicted model, not a curated record.